This is a messenger RNA of Leptonychotes weddellii (Weddell seal), 3101 nucleotides long. RefSeq names its product UDP-GlcNAc:betaGal beta-1,3-N-acetylglucosaminyltransferase 9 (gene B3GNT9). Gene Ontology annotation, cellular component: Golgi membrane. The record is from RefSeq and is a predicted model, not a curated record. Lineage: Eukaryota; Metazoa; Chordata; Mammalia; Carnivora; Phocidae. Gene Ontology annotation, biological process: protein O-linked glycosylation; poly-N-acetyllactosamine biosynthetic process. Gene Ontology annotation, molecular function: UDP-glycosyltransferase activity; hexosyltransferase activity.
CUGGGGUGGGAGGGAGGCAUGGCAGAACCAGGAGUAAGGAGGCAGCCAUAUGUCCCGGGCCAUUUAUGAUUAUAGGUCCUGCCUGGUUGAACCUGGGCUGCUGGUGAGCUGAGGAGAGGUGCUUCCAAGGUUAGCCUGGGAUGGUGGCCAAGUAGAUGCCUAAGACGCUCAGCCUCGGGGAUUUGGGACCCGCCAGCCCUGGGCUCCUGCCAGCCCAGGCCCUGCCUCACUCCGGAGAGGUGGGGGUGCGGAGAUUAACCAGAGAGGCUAAUGUUUCUUCCUACCCCCACCAAAAGGCAGAGUUGGGGAGUUUGAGCCCACACCGAAACCAGAACCCACCGCCUCCGGCCUUCCCAGAGAGAGCUGCCCGUGGGGAUCCCUCUCAGAGAUUAGUCUUCACUAGGAGACAGCGCUCCCCGCGGCGCCGGGGCGGAGCUGAGCUCCAGAUGUCCAGGCGCGCACAGCUGGAGGGUCACGUGGCAGCGGCCCCGGUCCCCCCCCCCUUCCUGCCAACGCUGCAUUUGGCCCAAGCCCCGUCCAUGGCUGCCCUUGGGACCCUGCGCUGAGCCCCGGAGGCCCUGGCGUCCGGGGCUGCGCCGCUCCCAAGGGACAAGCGUGAGUGUCGGGAUCCCAAGGACCGACGUGGGGGCGCGGGCGCCAGCCACGCGGACAUGAGGCGGAGGCUGCGCCUCCGCGGCGACGCGUCGCUCACGCUGCUCCUCGGCGCCGCCCUCGGCCUCCUUCUCUACGCACAGCGCGAGGGCGCGGCCCCGACGACAAGCGCCCCGCGAACGCAAGGGAAGGCAGCGCCAGGGCCCACUCCGGGACUCCGCGUCUUCCAGGCGCCGGACGCAGGCGCAGCCCCGGCCCCGGCCCCGCUGGCCUAUGAAGGGGACACACCGGCGCCGCCCACACCCACGGGGCCCUUUGACUUUGGCCGCUACCUGCGCGCCAAGGACCAGCGGCGCUUCCCCCUGCUCAUUAAUCAGCCGCACAAGUGCCGAGGAGAUGGCGCACCUGAAGGUGGACCCGACUUGCUCAUCGCCGUCAAGUCAGUGGCGGCGGACUUCGAGCGGCGCCAAGCCGUGCGCCAGACGUGGGGUGCUGAGGGUCGCGUGCAGGGGGCGCUCGUGCGCCGCGUGUUCUUGCUGGGCGUGCCCAGGGGCGCGGGUACAGACGGGGCAGACGCGGAGGGGGAGGGCACGCGAACCCACUGGCCUGCCCUGCUGCGUGCUGAGAGCCGCACGUACGCGGACAUCCUGCUCUGGGCUUUCGACGACACUUUCUUCAACCUAACGCUCAAGGAGAUCCACUUUCUCGCCUGGGCCUCGGCCUACUGCCCCGACGUGCGCUUCGUUUUUAAGGGCGAUGCAGACGUGUUCGUGCACGUGGGGAACCUGCUGGAGUUCCUGGGGCCGCGGGACCCGGCGCAGGACCUGCUUGCGGGCGAUGUGAUCGUGCAGGCUCGGCCAAUCCGUGCGCGGACCAGUAAAUACUACAUCCCUGAGGCGGUGUACGGCCUGCCCGCCUACCCGGCCUAUGCAGGUGGUGGUGGCUUUGUGCUUUCGGGGGUCACGCUGCGUCGCCUAGCUGGCGCCUGCGCGCAAGUUGAGCUUUUCCCCAUUGACGACGUCUUUCUGGGCAUGUGUCUACAGCGCCUUCGGCUCACACCCGAGCCCCACCCUGCUUUCCGCACCUUUGGCAUCCCCCGGCCGUCAGCGGCGCCGCACCUGCGCACCUUUGACCCCUGCUUUUACCGGGAGCUGGUUGUAGUACACGGGCUCUCGGCCGCCGACAUCUGGCUCAUGUGGCGCCUACUGAAUGGGCCCCAAGGGCUAGCCUGUGCCCGUCCGUGGCCUGUCGCUGCUGGCUCUUUCCAGUGGGGCCCCUAGCCACCUUCAUGGCCCCAAGCUCCCCUCACUCAGACCCAGGAUGAUUAUCGCCGUGUAUGUAGUUCUUUCCCAGAGACGGAAGAUUUCAAAAAUCUAGCCCAUAUCACCAGAAGUCGGCCUCCACAGGUCCCCAGGGAAUUAAGACUGAACUUGGCUCCUGCUGGCCUACCUUGUUCGGAGCUGAUCCAGAACCACCUGGAUGGUAGCCCUUUGAGACAGCCAGGGCUGAGGCCUUAGAGCACCAGGCUCUGCCAAACAGGUAGACAUGUUUGGCCCUCCUACUACCAAGUAGGUUUUUGGGGGUUGGGGAUGGGUGGUCGCAGAGGCUCAUGGAAUCUGACCAUACUCCUUGAUUUGGAAGUCCUAGAGUGAUGCAAAUGCAGGUCUCUCCCAAGGCUGGAGGAGGUGUGGGGUCCUGGAACUGGCAGGCACUUUGUUACAACUCAAUCUGAAGUUAGGCAUUUUGCUUCCCACCUGCCCAUCCAAAUUGGAUUUUCAGCCCUGUACUGAUCUUUAGAUCUUCUUCUGAGGUCUCCUUCCCGAAACCAACCCCUCCUGGGCCCUGGUCUGGCUGCAACACCAGGGAUGGAGGCACACAGGGACAAACAAGUGCAUGGUCUUACCUAGAGUCUUUCCUCACCACAUAAGAAUUUACACACACACAACAAUGCCAGUCUCCUACUAGAGGCUGUGCUGCCCCACUCAGAAGAGCCAAGAACCUAAGAUGACUCCACCAUAAAAUUUCCCAUAUCUUUCACCCACUUUCUUAAAAAUCAACACCUCCAUGCUUAUUUUAGCACAAACAUCCCAGCAACAGCACAUGGUGAGCAGCUGCUGAGGGCAUAGGUCUUUAUUGGAGGGGUAUGGGCAGGGCAUGAAGAACGUGGGGAUAGUCCUGGCUGCCCCUACAGGGGGAUGUGUGGGGGGGGGGUCUCUGGCCAGGCCACAGUCCAAAUGGGAAGACACCAGUCAGUCACAAAAUUAUGGGAACGCCACAUAAGCCUGGCUAUAAGCCCAGGAACCACCUAGGAGCCUAGGGCAGGUCCCCUGCACAUUCAUUGUUAAACUCUACAGGAUGAGGCUGUACAUGAGUUAAUUACAAAAGAGUCAUAUUUACAAAAAUCUGUACACACAUUUGAAAAACUCACAAAAUUGUCAUCUAUGUAUCACAAGUUGCUAGACCAAAAUAUUAAAAAUGGGAUAAAAUUA